UCAUAAUAGGAAAAAGGAAUCCGUUCCAUUAACGAACGGAUGAUUGAAUGGAAUCUUGGACCGGCGGUUUAUAGCAGGCACGGCGAUCGGUUCCCAAUCCUUCUGAACUUUCGCCUCCAAAGUCCACCGCUUCAGUUCAGAUAAUAGAUAUACUUCUGAAACUCAUGCCAUUGCCAGCAGAUCUCCCUGGCUAUUACUAUGAUGCCCAGAAGAACAGGUACUUCCCGCUCAAAGGUCCCAUACCUGGUUCUUCUCAUGCUUCUUCCUCCUCCUCUUCAGCCCCUCAUCAUAAACCAGUUUCUGACUCCACUCCGACUGUCAAUUCAUAUUUGAAGGCCGACUUAAGAACUGUCAAGCUGAUUCAGGCCAGGGAGUUAUAUGGUGAUGUUAUUGCUUCCAGUAAAGCCAGGUGUAACUUCAAGGAAAAAUUCCAAAAUUUCUUGGCAUCUAAACCAGUGUUUUGGAAAUUUCGAGGAACGGAUACAAUGGGGGAUAGUGCUUUGCAAGAAAUGCCCAUUAAUGUGGACACCCUGGAGGGUCAAAGGGAAUCUUCUGUUCUUUUGACAGGCAACAUAAGUGGCUCCUUGAGUUUUUUUGGAGUUGGAGGGGGUGAUCAACAUAUUGGGCAUCCAGUAAACUGUUGUCCAGAACUUGUUUGGCCAUCAGCCGGAGAGAACCAAAUGUUUGGAGAAGUUCCUGGAGAUAUUUGGCAACUCUCUGGUGCUUCAUUGCAAAUGUCAUCGAACAUAUCUUGUAUAAAGUUGUUUAAGAAGUGUUCUCCUUUGGCGCACGAUGAUGUUUCGGACAUUCAACAUGCACUAAUAAGUACAUUGGGAUCUGACAUAUCUGGUGGAUCAGUUUAUAUUCUUAAUCUCAUUGAACCAUUGGAUUUUAAUCGAACUAUUCCUGUCAUUAGACGAAGGAUACAUGAGGUUGCUUCUUUUAAUUGUUCCAUCUGGACGGCUGAUUGUCAAUCUAGUGGAGGCAGAGCUGUGAUUGGGACAAACAUGGGAGCUGCUUCAGUUGAUAUGGGAACUGGCAGGAUAUCAUGGAUCUUACAUGGUAAAAGUGACAUUUUUGCGCUACAACUCAUUCAUUCGGAAAAUGUUGUUCUGUGUGGACUUAGAAAUGGCAUGAUUGUGACAAUUGAUACUCGUGAAAGACAGGAAGUAGCUAAGAGACUUUUAAGGCAUCGAAUUCCUUACUUACCCAUUGAUAGAAGAAACUCCAGAACGUCCUCUCAGCAAUGGUAUAAGCUCACUGGUAACAUUUUUCCUUCAUGUACGGUUAAAAUGCCCUCAUCUAUAUCAAGCUUGGUGUCACUUCAGUUUGAUGACCGAUACUUUUUGGCAAGCUCCAUGGAUGGAUCGGUUAAACUCUAUGAUCAUCGCCUUAUCCAGAGAGGUGCUGUACAAACUUACGAUGGACAUGCAAAUUCACAUACUCAUGUACAGCUUGGAGUUGAUCCCACCGAGACGUUUGUCACAUCUGGUGGAGAAGACUGCAAAUUUCGUCUAUGGAAUAUCAAGUCUGGAAAACUGAUCUUUGAGGAUAAGUUUGGUGAUGCUGUUCCCUCAACCAUAUGCUGGCGAAGGGCUGGAAGAUUUCCAGGAGGGCAGAAUGGAUACCUGGGCUGCGAAGCUAAUUGUUCGGGAGCAUGGCUUGGGUCACAAUGCGGAAUUCAUUAUGUGAACUGGCCGAGGACAUAAGUGAACAAGAACUUGCACGAGGAUAUCUGGCCAGCUUUCCCAAUUUGUCAUACUCUAACCUUCAAAGAAGUUCUGCUUUUACGUAGAUAGUUAUGAUUCAGUUAUGAAUCAGGAAGUUCAUCCGGCAGGCUUUUAAAAAAAAUAUUAUUUAUAUAUAAAUCAUAUUGUUAGGUCAUCAGCGAUUAUUUUAAAUUAUUUUUUUGCUUUGUAUUUUGUAGUAUUCAAUGCACCACACAUUUGUUGAUGUAAAAUAGUACUCCUAGAUUCAAGAAUCCCUAUUCAGUCGGUCAGGUAGAAUUCGUAUUUGUAUAUUAAUUUAUUUUUAUGUUUAGCUUGUUUCCGUUAA
Cucumis melo (muskmelon) is the source of this 2055-nucleotide messenger RNA. RefSeq lists its product as uncharacterized. The coding region runs from base 165 to 1709 and encodes 514 amino acids. The transcript is spliced from 13 exons. Gene Ontology annotation, molecular function: protein binding. NCBI's taxonomy places the organism in Eukaryota, Viridiplantae, Streptophyta, Magnoliopsida, Cucurbitales, Cucurbitaceae. The record is from RefSeq and is a predicted model, not a curated record.